AAGCGACAGUUCCCCGUGCCGUGUUCAGGUUUGUGCGAUUUUUUUUGCGGGUGCGCUUUUUCGCCGCGAUUCGCGCAAAAACAAGCAAAUUUUGCUUGCUGGACUGUUUUUCGAGCUUUAUUUAUUUACAUUUCCUGUAUAUUUGGUUGGUACAACGUCCGACGGACGCUGUCCUCUCCCACCGAACUGGCUAUGAUACCGAGAAACAAAAUCUUCGUCGGCAGCUUGCCGCCGUCCACGAAACCGGAGGAAAUACGGCGUCUGUUCGAGAACUACGGUGUCGUGACAGAAUGCGACGUUAUGAACCGGUGUGCCUUUGUGCACAUGCAAAGUCCGGACAUGGUGGAAAACGCAAUCCAAGCGUUGCACAAUUCCACAUUCAAAGGAGUCACAAUAAAUGUGGAACAUGGUCGUAGCAAGGAGCGAUCUGGUGGAUCCUCUUCUGGCCGCGGUGGCGGUGGUGGCGGCGGCGGCGGUGGCGGCCGUGGUGGUUCUAGAGGUGGCGGUGGAGGAGGAGGAGGCUUUCGACAGCAGGAUAGAUCAAACUUCAAUGGUAGGUCUUUUGUUGAUGUUUCUGUUCCAGUGAUUAUGUGUUUUUUCUUGUUAUUUGGAGAUAAUCAGUCAGGAGGUCCUAUGAGAAAUAAUCAGAGUCGAGGAAACUUCCGCAAUCAGCCGUACGGUGGCGGCGGUCGUAGUGGUGGCUUCGAUGGACAAAAUCAAGGCGGUGGUGGUGGUGGAGGUGGCGGGGGCGGUGGUUUCCGCGGAAAUUUUAAUCGUGGAGGCAGAGGAGGUUCCAAUGACCGAGGCAGUGGGGGCCGGGGUGCUGGUUUUAACGGAGGCGGCAACCGUUUCUCUGGUGGACAGCAAUUUAACAGUGAGGAUAGAAGAGGUUUCGCUCUUCCCAAUGAUGGUGCUGGGCGUUUCGGGGGUGGAGCCCCAUCGGGAGGGGGAGUCGGCGCCGGGCGAGUUGCUCAACACAGCGGAUUGGCGAUCAGUGCUCAGAAUGAUCCGUUCACACGUAGAACCGUAGAUGCGACCUCAUCAAGCGGAUACGGAAACCGCGGAGGAUUUAAUCAAGGAAGCGCACCCGGCAAUUUCCAAUCCUCCAACUACAAUCAGGCUUUUCCUCCGCUAGGAAGCGAUCAAUCUCGCGCGGCGAACCGUGGACAGCAGCAACCAUGGAUGCAAUAAUUGACAAACCGUGGGCUCGCGUCGGGAGUGCGAUUGCCACCUUUCUCGCGAAAGUUCUGUAUAGACAAAUCUUUUAUCUGCAAUGCAGUCCUGUUGCGCUCGGAAUAGUCCAGUUCGAAGCGCAACGUCACUCUAUUCGUAUUAUUUGCAGCAGAAUUUCGUUCAGUUGCUUUUAUUUCUCGCCCCCGUUGAACAAUGAAUGCCGCUGGCAGAACCAAGAAAUAGUUUUUAAUUCUGACUGGAAUUAAAGUAACCAUUAUUGCUAAGAGAGGUUUUCCUUCGACGACGCUAGCAAGCUUUUCUUUAAUCAUUUUAUUAACAAUUAUAUUAAAUAGUGUUAAAUGUAAGCAAUCCCAAUCGAACCAACCCCAGCAGGGGUCACUUUGACCCCCCUGCGCUGGUUGAACUUAUCUUUUAUGUUUCUCAGCAUCGGUAAGAAAACAGAACUAUCAACGUACAUGUGUAAGAAUAACAGAUUUAUUGACCCAAAUAUAAUACACAGAACAGUGACUCAGAG
This is a messenger RNA of Wyeomyia smithii (pitcher-plant mosquito), 1708 nucleotides long. RefSeq lists its product as uncharacterized. The record is from RefSeq and is a predicted model, not a curated record. Gene Ontology annotation, molecular function: mRNA binding. The transcript has 4 exons. Gene Ontology annotation, biological process: mRNA splicing, via spliceosome. The coding region runs from base 193 to 1191 and encodes 332 amino acids. Gene Ontology annotation, cellular component: nuclear speck. NCBI's taxonomy places the organism in Eukaryota, Metazoa, Arthropoda, Insecta, Diptera, Culicidae.